Molecule: messenger RNA, 1529 nt
Organism: Rhipicephalus sanguineus (brown dog tick)
Lineage: Eukaryota; Metazoa; Arthropoda; Arachnida; Ixodida; Ixodidae
Gene: eEF5
Product: eukaryotic translation initiation factor 5A
Exons: 5
Coding region: 130-597 (155 amino acids)
Biological process (GO): positive regulation of translational termination; positive regulation of translational elongation
Molecular function (GO): ribosome binding; translation elongation factor activity; RNA binding
Source: RefSeq, a predicted model, not a curated record
GAGAAGCCGGUAGCGAAGCUUCGUGUCACCUUUUACACCGAGCAGUGCUUCCGAAAACGUGGAGCGAAAGCGCACUUAUCCCUUUUCCACUAGCAGCCGGACGAGUCACAUCGGCACUGAGGGAUCAUCAUGGAUGACACAGAGCAGUACCAGGCAGCAGGGUCUGGUGCCUCCCAGACGUACCCUGUGCAGUGCUCUUCCCUUCGCAAGAACGGAUUUGUCAUGCUCAAGGGCAGGCCAUGCCGUAUCGUUGAGAUGACCACAUCCAAGACUGGCAAGCAUGGUCACGCCAAGGUUCAUUUAGUUGGCCUGGACAUCUUCACCGCAAAGAAACAUGAGGAUCUGUGCCCCUCAACUCACAACAUUGAUGUGCCGAAUGUCAACCGCUGCGACUUUCAGUUGAUUGACAUAAGUGAUGAUGGCUAUGUCACACUAAUGAACGACAAAGGCGACACCCGCGAUGACCUCAAGCUUCCAGAUGGGGAACUGGGCCAAAGGAUCCGUGAAGAAUUUCACAAGGAAGACAACAGUGUCAUUGUGACUGUAAUGUGUGCCGUUGGCAUGGAAUGUAUCAUUGCGUGCAAGAAUGCCAACUAAGCAAGACCAGAGGGAAGACACACCCGGCCAAUGAAAUGCAGCCGCUGCCACUCAAAAAAAGGAAAACAAAUGGGGGGAAAGGAAGAGGAUGUCACGGCCGUACAAAUGUCCGACACACAAGGGGAUGCAGUGGUUUCUCAACUACCCAAGGAAAUCCAAAGUCAGGGAUGGAUGACAGGAUGGAGCUGCGGCUGGUGGAAAUCUAUGAUCACACUAGUGUGCUUGUUUUUGCUGACUAUGUCUGACUUUCCCUUUUUGUUUCAGUGCUAGAAAUGUUUUUCUUGUUUUUCAAAAUUUCUCAGAAGACUGGUAUUUUUCUGAAUGACGUGUUCAUGGUGUCGCGUGUAACCACAACCUCAUCUUGCUCGAUGGUGAGGAAAUGUGAGAGUGCCUGUUAGCUUCGUCACUUUUUCUUUUAUUAAGCUCUGGGUUUUUUUUACAUCUGCACAUCUCUGUAAUGCUUUACUUUUCAUUGUGGGCUGGGCUAGCAAGGGUGUGGGUUUCAUUGUGCUCUGGGAUUCUUUGUACAUGAAGUUUUUGGGCCCUAGGACAACAAAUUAAGAAUGUAUACAUAGCUGGUGUUAAACCCCCCUUCUCCCCUCCCCCUUUUUUUUUAAGCUUCUGAAGUUCAGGUAUUUUCAGUGCAGCAAGCUCUUUUGUGUCAUGGUUUUCCUUUUGUUAAGUUGGAUGUUUUAAUUUGGAAUUAAAUUUUUUUUAUCAACGUACCUUUUUUUUUUCUAUGGUGUUUCUCUCAGGGAUGGGAACACUUAAAUUGGGUGUAAUUUGGGUUCUUUUUUCCCAUCGUUGGGAGUCCUGCUUCCCCAGUUUUUCUCCCAAUUGCUUUUUUUUUAAAGUGUUGACUAAACAUGAGUUGUGGUGUCAAGUGGCUCGAUGAGUCUCUUGGCGUAAUAAAUUUGUAUUCCACUAUUUCA